Messenger RNA from Psilocybe cubensis, 447 nucleotides. RefSeq lists its product as uncharacterized. The transcript is spliced from 4 exons. The record is from RefSeq and is a predicted model, not a curated record. Bases 1 to 447 code for a protein of 148 amino acids. NCBI's taxonomy places the organism in Eukaryota, Fungi, Basidiomycota, Agaricomycetes, Agaricales, Agrocybaceae.
AUGCAUCAACAACCCGCAUUCCAGGAUAUCCUUGACCUUACUUUGUGUGACAGUAAACUAGAUACCACAUCUAAAAAUGCCACAGAUAUCUUAGGUCAAGAUACCACACCAGCAUUACCAUCUACGCAGAACCAUGCCAUUUAUAUCAAUGCUCCGCAAUCACAACCUGAUACUACCCAUGCCUCACUGAUUCACGGCCCAUCAAAAUCCGGUUUCCCCCUGAAGUAUGCCUGUGAUAUGGACCACUGUUUCAAACACAUGAAUGAUCUGCCUGGAAAUUCCAAGACAAAAAUCAAAUUCAAGUCUGUUUAUGGUGGGAUACCCUAUGUCUCUUCCACGUAUUCAGACCAUUUUAAGAUAUGGAAGAAGGUGAAAGAUACUCUGGAAUUUGCUUCUGCUGUGGCAGCUGGUCAUAGUACAGAAGGUUUAUGGUCUACCGUUUUUUAA